AUGUCUAGCGACGACGCGUCGCCUUCAAAACGGCCAUGCCCCGAUCCCGAUGCAACGCCGACAAAGCCUCGCGCUACAGGUCCUAUGGGGAAAUCUGCACCUUCGGACGGCUUAGGCGAUGGCAGCAGUAAUGCCUCGUCCCGUUCCUCAUCCAAACGGAGCCGUAGCAGUCCCACGAAGGGCCUUGCGUUCUUGCGCAUUGAGCACAUUAUUGUCCAUAGGUCGUUCCGUGGGCAAAAAGCACCACCACCAGCUCUUAAAGAGAUUGUGUGGCAUAUCAAGCAAGACGCAUUCGGGAUGGACAUUUUCUCACCUUCUGAUAUUGAUGUGAUUCGAGCGACCGCGAAUCCCAUAUUCGAUGAGCUGCUUGAUACACCUCGUCUGGUCGACUUGACCGGCAAACGGGAGGAAUUAGGCAAACUGCCAGACAUAGAUACCAUCCUAAACAUCUGGGAAGAAGCCCAAGACUGCGAACUGGACGGUCAUUCAGAGGCAUCCUGGAACUGUGCCGUCCACUAUCCCCUGCUGAACGCCGCGCUACGGCUGGCCAAAGUUAAUCAACCAGAUGUCCAGAAACAGGUUCAAAUCAAAGCCUUUAACGUCACGACCGCCCAGGUGCCAAGGCCGUAUGCUACAUACACAGCUAACACCAGCUACAACAAACGCAUUGAUUUUUGCAUUUCUAUCAAGCCGGAAAGGGAAUCGCCGUUGAGCGAUGCUCUGUAUCGUGUUGCCCAGCAGUCUGCGCAUCUCUCCGUCAACCAUACAGACUACACACCCCUCAUCAACAGCCCCAUCAGUCUGAGCAUCGAGACAAAGCGGACGGGCCAAGAUUGGGAGGCUGCCCUGCAACAGGUGAGUACGUGGAUGGCAGGCCACUGGAAGCGGCUCCGUGAGCUCGCGCAAGAGUCCGGCGCAGAAGGGUUGGAAUUUCUCCCUGGAAUUAUCAUACAGGGGCACGACUGGAUGUUCAUUGCGGCUACCCAGGGCCGCGUACUUGAUGGCAACGACCGAGAGACGAUAAUCUGGAGCAAGAUCCCGAUUGGAUCCACAGAUGGGAUCCAAGGUAUUUGCCAGAUCAUUACUGUUCUGCAGAGGUUGGCUACGUGGUCCGCUCAGUCACAUUGGCCUUGGUUCCAACGCACUGUGCUAGGUAGUGGUGACACCUGA
Messenger RNA from Ilyonectria robusta, 1170 nucleotides. RefSeq lists its product as uncharacterized. The record is from RefSeq and is a predicted model, not a curated record. The coding region runs from base 1 to 1170 and encodes 389 amino acids. The transcript is spliced from 3 exons. NCBI's taxonomy places the organism in Eukaryota, Fungi, Ascomycota, Sordariomycetes, Hypocreales, Nectriaceae.